CCGGACUAUGUGGACUCGCUUGGACUAAAGCAUGACUCGUGUGACACUCGCUAGUCGCUAGGCCAACACAGUCCCCAGUCCCCAAACUGCACAAACCCUCGAUCCCUUCGCCGGAGGCCGGUGGCCAGCCGACGAUGGCGCCUCCGGUUCAGCCGGUCCUCCCCCGCCUCGAAGCCACGGUGGCGCCGCCGACGAGGCAGCCGCCGCCCCUCGCUGACGAGAUCCUGGAGGAGAUCUUCCUCCGGAUCGCCUCCCCCGCCGAUCUCGCCCGCGCCUCCGCCGCCUGCGUCUCCUUCCGCCGCCUCAUCGCCGACCCGUCCUUCCUCCGCCGGUACCGCUCCAUCCACCGCCCGCUCCUCCUCGGCAUCCUCUGCGAUGGGUUCCAGCCCGCCGAGGCGCCCCACCCCAACGCCCCUGCUGCCCGCGCUCUCGCCUGCGCCGAUGGCUUCAUCUUCGACUACCUCCCUGGCAGAUGGCAACACUGCGACGUCUGCGAUGGCCGCGUCCUCCUCCAGUGCAUCCCUGACGACGAGAAGGACGGCGUCUACUUCCCGGACCUCGCCGUGUGCGACCCCUUGUCCAGGCGAUACCUGCUGCUGCCUCCCAUACCGGACGACUUAGUAGCCUCUGCCCAAGUACAGGAACAUAAGAUCCGAUUCUUCGACGCCUUCCUUGUCCCAUCUGGACACGAGGAGGAGGCAUCAUUCAAAGUGAUUGGCAGGACGCAUUGCACGGAAAAGUUGGUGGUAUUUAUCUUCUCGUCGGGCUCUAGCCGCUGGAGUGUCGGUACAUCUACCAGUUGGGUCGAUCUAAGCUUGAAUACACCACCAGGCAUCAUUCUGGGUUGGCCCCAUUAUGAGUAUGGCUGCUUCUACUGGAAAGUGAACUGGAGGAACAGGUUGCUCAAGCUUGACAUCAACAGGAUGGAGUUCUCCACUGUGGACCUUCCCCCUGACCACGAUGAGCGGGAUGUUGUCAUUGUGGAGGCAGGGGAAGGCAGGCUUGCGAUGCUUAGUCUCAUUAGGAAUGGCACAGCUGUGGAUUAUUACACCAUUAUGCAAAAUGAGGGCGAGAGGGUCAAUGAGUGGCUGGUGGAGAAUGUAAUCCCAUUGCCCUGCCGUUGUAACUUCGUUGGUGCAUCUGAAGGAUACAUUUUCCUUCUAGGUGUUCAAAAAACCCAAGACACGGUGGAUGCAGUGUGUUUCUCACUUGAGAUUAAGACCUUGAAGAUUGAGAGGCUCAGUUCAAUUAAGUACCUUUAUGUUCAUGUCCACUCGUACUUUGGGUUCCCGCCAUUCAUGUCACCGAGAAGGAUAUGAACUGAAAGUUGGCUUGAUGGGUUUAUGUGGCAUAAACAGCUUGGCUGAAGACGCUUUGGUUCUAAUGGGUUUUGAUCUGUUGCUUCUCUUGCAUGUGCCUGGAGCCCGAUGUUGUUCUUGUUCUUAGUGCAGCUAUUUUCAAUGCAUUACUUUUGUGCGUGCUGCCAGAAUUUGGUAUUGUGACAACUGUCCCUAUGUGCUAGAGUGGGAAUUAUUUAUGAGCCAAUCACAAUAGCAAUAGCUUGUGCUCUUCUUUAUGAUUAUCGUUUUUCUUGGGAUAACUAAAAAGACAAGCACAGUAGCUAGAUUAGGAAAAUUAUUUGUGAUUUAAUUCCAUCAUCUUACCUUGUCAUUUCAUGGUCGUGAAGUAGCUUUUUCUUUGUGUUCAAACGGAUCAGGAUCAACUGAAUUACUUGACCUUUGGGGAAAGAGACAGGGUACUUACUCCAAAUUGAUGCUAGUACAAUGGUUUGGUUUGUAAUUGCUUGCCUCUUAGUUCUUUUAGGAAACAUUUUCCUCCAAAUACCCCUGUACAUUUUUUUUGGUUGUAAAGAAUACAAUUAUACAACAUUUAUUCAUUCCAUGUUUACGCGCAUAGAAUUAAAACGACAAGUAAAUUGGACUGGAGAGAUUGUCGUCCUUCAUAACUGCAAAUCAAUGAUGUUAAUGUGUCUCUAAUACUUACUUAAAAAAUGGCUACAUGUCUUGUAAAAAUAUUAGUGUUAACGCCCUUUAGUUUGGAGUCAAGACUACUUUUGAGCAACUGGGCAAUUAUGUUUUGCCACUGAAACUGUGGAAAGUAAAAGUUUAUACUGCAUCUGCAAUCGUACUUUCUAACUACAUCCAG
Molecule: messenger RNA, 2166 nt
Organism: Phragmites australis (common reed)
Lineage: Eukaryota; Viridiplantae; Streptophyta; Magnoliopsida; Poales; Poaceae
Exons: 2
Coding region: 135-1319 (394 amino acids)
Molecular function (GO): protein binding
Source: RefSeq, a predicted model, not a curated record